AUGAGCGUGGCUUGGCUGCAUACACUGGUGUUGCAUCAUACGCCCGAGCCUUCAUUGGGGGCGUUGAAUGUGGCACACUCUCAAAGCCAGCAUGCAGGCAGAACGGCACGCAACGUCUAUGGCCGCACGCAGCUCGAUCACAAGUUUGUGUCCAGUGAAGCACAGUAUGGCCACCAGUUUGUGUCUGAAGAAUGGCACAAGCUCAUGAAGCUGGUAGAUGUAGAGGAUCAGAUCCAAGCCGAGGCCGUGGAUGGGCAGACCUGCGUGCAACAAGUGGUUCAUAAACAGGUGGUCAUCCAGUCGUCUCGGGUCAGAAACGUCAGCACACAGGUGCAAGCGACCGUGGGCACGCAAACAGAUCCCGAGGUUGAAGCCUGCCUUGAUGCUGAGGAUGACAUUGACGAUAUCAUUGCCGGUUUGGAUUUAGACGAAGCCGAGGCAGCCGAAUCGUCCAUGCCAGUUGCCGUGCCGCGAGCCGUGAAAGAGGCUGCGUCGACGGCCUUGCAGCAAGAGCCAAGCCAGCACAAUGACCAAACGCAACAACAAGAGUAUGAGGAUCAGAUUUGGCUAGCUCAAUGUGUGCGGCAAGCGUGGAAGACAACAUUUCGCGACUGGGAUCAGUAUCGAUUGGCACAGGCUGUGACUCGGCACGAGGCCCAGGACGGCUGGCUGUUGGCCGUGGCCCCGACUGGCAUGGGCAAGACGCGGUGUACACUCGCUCACCUCCAGCCACGCAAGGUCGUGGUGUGGAUAGCCCCGCUUCGUGAGCUUGCCAGAGACUGGUGCCGCCGCUUCGAGCAGGCUGACAUUGUAUCGCAGUGGGCUAAGAAUGAUGGCCGUGACACGCAAGUCAACGUGCAAGUGGUUGUCAUGACGGUCGACUUUUUGGUUGGCCAUGGGAUGAUGUGGGUGCAAACUCUCGUGCAGCAAAAGCGUCUGGCCAUGCUGGUGAUGGACGAGGUUCACACAAUGCUCGUGGACACCAGCUAUCGAGAGAGUCUUGUUCGCUGCCCAGGCCGGCUGGACCAUCUUCGCCAAAACCCAUCCGUCAAGUGUGUGGGCCUGACUGGCACGCUUUGCCCCAAAGAUGAGCGGGCUCUGCUCCAACAGCUGGAUUGCACGGAGGACGCUUCGUACCAGACCUUUCGUAUGCCAACCAUGCGAACCGAUCUUCGGCUAGGGGUGCAACAAGGAACAACAAAGGCAUUUGAGAUGUUUGUGAAACGCCACUACGGCCUGUUGGAGCAAGAGGGCCGCGUGGAUCGCAUGCUGAUAUUUUGUGACACGAAGAAGCAGGUUGAGGCAUUGUCGACUCAGUUGGCACGCACGUUGGGUCACGAGCAGUCGCUGGCCGUGGAUGCUGACAUGUCAGCCGAAGACACACGGGUCGCUCUUGAGCAGUGGAGGAGCGGCACGCAGAGUCUGGUCUUGGUGGCCACAAGCUGCUUGGGCGCGGGCUUGGACAUGCCCAACGUCCGGAAGGUGAUCUGGUUUGGCAGCGGCUACAACGGCUACACCUUGUCGCAGGCCUUUGGCCGGGCUGGCCGCGACCGACGGGUGGCGAGGCCACGCUAUGGAUACCACCAGGCACAGCGGUUUCGGAAGACCUGCAGCCAUUUGCAAGCAUGA
Monosiga brevicollis MX1 is the source of this 1629-nucleotide messenger RNA. RefSeq lists its product as uncharacterized. NCBI's taxonomy places the organism in Eukaryota, Choanoflagellata, Craspedida, Salpingoecidae. Gene Ontology annotation, molecular function: ATP binding; nucleic acid binding; four-way junction helicase activity. The record is from RefSeq and is a predicted model, not a curated record. Bases 1 to 1629 code for a protein of 542 amino acids. Gene Ontology annotation, cellular component: chromosome; cytoplasm; nucleus. Gene Ontology annotation, biological process: double-strand break repair via homologous recombination. The transcript has a single exon.